Molecule: messenger RNA, 3262 nt
Organism: Xyrauchen texanus (razorback sucker)
Lineage: Eukaryota; Metazoa; Chordata; Actinopteri; Cypriniformes; Catostomidae
Gene: usp44
Product: ubiquitin specific peptidase 44
Exons: 7
Coding region: 230-2314 (694 amino acids)
Biological process (GO): protein deubiquitination
Cellular component (GO): cytoplasm
Molecular function (GO): cysteine-type deubiquitinase activity; zinc ion binding
Source: RefSeq, a predicted model, not a curated record
AAUAUUAAAGUGUCUCUUUUGUUUUGAGUAGUAUUAAGACGCACUCCGCCGUGACGUCACAGAGGGACACUCCACGCGACAAGUGGAGACAAGAUGGCGCUCGCAGUUGUGCCCCAGAAGUAAUCAGCACUUGACGAAAAACAGAUUACCCAUCAUGCCUUGGGAGGUGCUAGAUUCACCGCUGGCUGCCAUCACCAUGGUGAUGUGAAGAGGGCCGUGACUCAGUGUGAUGGACAGGUGUAAGCACGUGGGUCGUUUAAGGCUCGCGCAGGACCACUCCAUCCUGAACCCGCAGAAAUGGCACUGCGUGGACUGCAACACCACCGAGUCAGUGUGGGCCUGUCUCAGCUGCUCGCACGUAGCCUGUGGACGCUACAUCGAGGAGCAUGCACUUCAGCACUUUAAGGAGCAGCACCACUCCCUGGCCCUGGAGGUGAAUGAUUUGUAUGUGUACUGCUACCUGUGUGAUGACUACGUACUGAACGAUAAUGCGACGGGUGACUUGAAGCUGCUGCGUAGCACACUAAGUGCGAUUAAGAGCCAGUGCUAUGAAGUCACCACACGCAGUGGGCGCACACUGCGCUCUUCCUCUGCCACCGGAGAGCAGCCGUCGCUCAGCGCGCAGGAGUUGCAGUUGCGUCACGAGGACCGCAUGUUCACAGCACUGUGGCAUCGCCGACGCGCCCUGAUCGGCCGCGUGUUCCGCUUGUGGUUCGCUCAAACGGAACGGGGGAAGAAGCGACUGGAGGAGGAGCAACAACGGGAGGAAGAGGAGGAGCGGAAGAGGGAGGUGAGGGAGAGGAGGCGGCAACUCAAACGGCAACUCAGGGAGGAGCAGGAAAGCGCUCCUCCAAGAAAGAGCCAUCGUAUUCGGCGGCAGAGUCUAAAAGCUGCUGUUGUGGCUACGACGCCAUCGUCGGCCAAUAGCGUAAAAUCUAUAAAGCGUAGGUCUGCUCCUGCUCACAUCUCCACUCCGACUCAACGAACAAAUGUCAGAACGCUUCAAAGGAGGCCCCGUACACCUGUUAAGGCCAAACGGCCCCGUGCCCCAUUUCCGAAAGUGGGCGAUUCUCCAAUCAAACGGCGUCCCACUGUCACGCCGGGAGUUACGGGGUUGCGCAACCUCGGAAAUACAUGCUACAUGAACUCUAUACUGCAGGUUCUGAGUCACUUGCAUGUAUUCCGGGAGUGUUUUUUGAGACUGGAUCUGAACCAAGCACUGGAGUUGCUAGCUUCCGCGGUCAGCCGCAAGUUGGGACUCUCCGCUCAGCACGUGAUCCAACCGAAAGGCUCCAACCUGGGGUCUGGGCUCAGUGGUGGUGCGUCCCGCUCACGCAACAUGGAGCUAAUCCAACCCAAGGAGCCCAGCUCCAAACACAUCUCGCUUUGUCACGAGUUACACACGCUAUUCCAGGUGAUGUGGUCGGGUAAGUGGGCCCUGGUGUCUCCGUUUGCAAUGCUGCACUCCGUGUGGCAGCUUAUCCCAGCGUUUCGCGGAUAUGCACAGCAGGAUGCGCAGGAAUUUCUUUGUGAACUCUUAGAUAAAGUACAGCAUGAGCUGGAACGGACUAGGACACUAACGCCUGCCACUGUCCCGGCCAAUCAGAGACGGUUGAUUAAACAGGUGCUCAGCGUGGUCAACACCAUCUUUCACGGCCAGCUGCUUAGCCAGGUGAGGUGUUUGGCAUGUGAUCAUCGCUCAAACACAAUAGAGCCCUUUUGGGAUCUUUCGUUAGAGUUCCCAGAGCGUUACCACAGCAACAGUAAGGAUGCCGCACCGGUUCCGUGUGGUUUGACAGAGAUGUUGGCCAAGUUUACAGAGACGGAGGCUUUGGAGGGAGCCAUAUAUGCCUGUGACCACUGUAACAGCAAACGACGGCGAUUCUGUUCAAAGCAGGUGGUCUUAACGGAAGCUCAGAAACAGUUGAUGGUUCACAAACUGCCUCAUGUUCUCAGACUGCAUCUUAAACGCUUCAGGUGGUCUGGGCGAAACCACAGGGAGAAGAUUGGCGUUCACGUUCAGUUCGAGCAGGAGCUCAACAUGGAGCCAUACUGCUGCAAAGACUCCAGUAACUCACUCCACCCUCAACACUUCCUCUACCAGCUCUCUGCUGUCGUCAUGCAUCAUGGAAAGGGAUUCGGCUCGGGCCACUACACUGCCUAUUGUUAUAAUACAGAAGGAGGGUUUUGGGUGCACUGUAACGACUCUAAACUGAGUGUGUGCGCUGUGGAGGAAGUGUGUAAAGCCCAGGCCUACAUUCUCUUCUACACACAGCAAAGCUCUCAGGACAAAAUCAAAGCCAGUGACCUCUGACCCUUGCUGAGCAGCCCUCCAGCCACAGAGACUGUGUUUUUAUGUACAUUCUGUUGAUGUAGGUUUUAAAACCGUUAGCGUGCGUCUUCUCUAGUGUACAGCAGUUGUGAAGUGUGUUUUUGUUGCGCACACUCAAGCCUUACAGUGAUAUGACUGACAGACUUUGGUAGGAGGACGUGAUUGUAGCGUGUGUAUGUGCAGGAUACAUGAAGAGAGUGAUAUUUGUCCAAACCAGAAGCAUUAUUGCAUCUCUCUCUUAAGUGUGUCCUUUUAAAAACUGAAUGUUGUCCACAAACCAAAGUUGAUUGAGUUGUAUAUGUGUGAACAGUCCUGAAAUGUCCAUAGCGUCCAUAUGAAAGAAAGUUUAAGAAACCGAUCUGUAAGAAAAUGAGGUUUUCUCUCUUCAUAUCACUGUACAUGUGUUUCCAUAUCUCUAUACCUCUUUUGAAAGUGUCCAGCAGCCAUGUCAAACCAGUUUAAGAUUGACUUCCAACACAAUUCAAACAAUUCAGGAAUUUUUGUCACCUUUUCAGAAUGUAGUUUUAUACCUGGUAUUUGGGUGAACAUUUUCUUUUUCUAUUUUACAGAAAAAUGAAGAAAAAACAAACAAAUAAUAAUAAUCACCAGCGAAAGACACAUUGUUGUAUGUUCUCCCCAUGUCAGUGUGUGUAGUUGGGUGUGUGAUGUUGUGCGACUCACACACACAUCAUAUGGAGUCUCCAUCUCUCGUUUGUUGUUCUAAACCAUUUUCCGCUUUCGAGCAGGUAUAGAUGUAAAACUAUGCAAAUUGUUACCUCAGUUCAUAGAGAAAUUUACCUCAAUAAAAGGAGAAUAUUUUUGCAUUUUUCUAAACGGCUUGUGGGCUGAUUUUUUUUUUUUUUUUUUACAGAUGAUUUUAAAACUUGAAAUUGCCGAAAGGGAUUUGUAAAAUGUUAACAGUCUGCUAAG